Molecule: messenger RNA, 9150 nt
Organism: Haliotis rufescens (red abalone)
Lineage: Eukaryota; Metazoa; Mollusca; Gastropoda; Lepetellida; Haliotidae
Product: anaphase-promoting complex subunit 1-like
Exons: 51
Coding region: 109-5937 (1942 amino acids)
Biological process (GO): anaphase-promoting complex-dependent catabolic process; metaphase/anaphase transition of mitotic cell cycle; protein K11-linked ubiquitination
Cellular component (GO): anaphase-promoting complex
Molecular function (GO): molecular adaptor activity
Source: RefSeq, a predicted model, not a curated record
AUUAAUGUCACAGCAAUAUGGAGGCAAAAAUGAAAAUCGUUCCCAAUCUUGAAUGUUGAACACGCUCGAUUUAGUGUGCUUUGAUAUUUCAAACUUGACAAGGUGUGUAUGUUAGCAGCUGCCACGCUGGAGCCAGAUGAUAUGAUCGCUGCGUGCGAAACCCAGGACUUUGUGCCAUUCGGACGCGAAUACAGCAGACAUCACCCUGGGAAAUUCCAGCUACAAGUCCAGAACACUGCCCAUGCUGACCAUGGCUUACCACUGCUUAAAUCCUUCAGAGAUAUUUCUCUGCAUGAUUCAUCUAAGAAAGAGCAGUGGGUGUUUGCUUCCCAUGAAGACAGCAGUGGUAGCAGCUUUGAUGAGGAACUGUAUGUCAGUGGAAACACUGUUGUGUGGAGUAGGGGUGGUCAAGAUGGCGUCCGCUCUGUCGUCAAGACGUACACUGUUGACACGCCUGUGCUACAGGCUCUGUGGUGUUCGUUUGUGCUGCCCCACAAGGAUGUUCAGCUGGACUUGUACCCAACAUUUGAUGUGCCAGGUAUGAUCCAGACUGGUGUGUGUGUUGUGGAAGCUACCAACGUCACUUUCUUCAUGGACAAGGGAGGGGAGUAUGUCGCAGCUCUGCCCUUCCAGGUUGCCAAAAUGUGGAAAAUGAAAAAUGGACUGAUAUUUGAGAGAACCCUUUCUCAUGCUGAAAUUACCAUGCCAAAAAAGAACGCUCCCAACCAGACUGUGUUGUUCAGUAUGCUGCAUCCCCUGGACGAGGUGGCUCCCAUCAUCACCAAGACUUCGGGUGGCGGUGGCUCCCCCAAAGUCGGCUACAUGACAGACAACACGCAGCACCUGGUGUUCACCAGCACAAACCCCUCCCUGGCAUUCACGUACGACACCGAGCUCGGACUUCACUCUGUGUGGAGGAUACGCUCAGCCAGAGCAGACGAGCAGAGCACUCUGUCCGUUGCCCUGGACAACACCAGCUUCCUCCACCUGAUGUCCGGGACCCCUGGGCACAACCAGUCCAGCAGCAACCACUCCCGCUUCUUCACCAACAUCUCCGGCCAGUCCCCAUGUGUCUCCCCACUCCGCAGCUUCUCCGGGCGGAUCUCCUCCCCUGCGGGACUAUCACGGAUGCAGAGUCCUAGUGUCACCAACAUGGCCGCCGUCAGUCGCUCACAGUCCCCUGGCCUGGCAGGGUCGUCGUCCAUGUACAGAUUCCACUCCCCGUCCCCUGCCUCCGCCCGCUCCCCUGGGGCCUACUUCCGCACCCCCAGCGGCUCUCAUAAUGUCUCCCUCACUGGCAAUGACAGCAUCACCGAGUUUGAGGCUCCCCUAAAACCGGAGAUAUGUUUCGAUCAUCUGUGGACUGAACCACCCCCUCCAAUGAGGGAUGGACCACUGGGAAAGUCCUCCAAAGCGUUCCUGUGUAAAGACUUCUGUGGCCAGCAGUAUCUGUGUUUCAUGGUGCCCUACAGACAACAGCUCAGAUGUGUCAAGUUUGAGGAGAGCAAUGACCUGAGUCAGCUGAUUUUCGGCUCCAUCACUGUGCUACAGGCCAAGGAUGUCACACCCAUUGAGAGUCUGGACCUGCUACUGGUGCUGGAGCCUUCUGGGAUCAUUGUGGUGUAUACAGGCACUACCAAGGUCAGUCACGUGCACAUCCCGAUGUUACCUGUUGGGUCAUGGUCUGCAAGCAUGCAGAGAGCGGUCACCCCCUUGGGGAGCCCUGCCCGGGGGGGUAUCUUCACCUCCAGCCGACCUCCCAGUGCUAUGGAUGCAAGGUUUGAUGAUGAGUUUAACUACAUCUCACCAGUCCCCUCCGAGACAGAUGAUAUGAGUCAGCUGGACGCCUCCAUCAGUGAUGUAGCAACAGGUGGCAACAGCUUCAUUCAGAAUCUCAGGGACAACGUUGGCAACAGGUUCACAAUUGAACUGUUAAGUGGGCAGCUCUGUCGGACAUCCAUGCCGCCACUCAGCAAGUCACCGGGAAUUGGGAUGUGUCUGCAAGCUCUGAAGCACCUGUUGCCAAGGGAUACUGCUCUGCAGGUGCUGGGGAAGUGGUAUACCUCCCACAACACCCCAGGUAGCCCCGGCAACCAGUCGGAGUGGAUGCUGUUCACCAAGUGUCUGCUGACCAUGAUGGGGUAUGACAUCAGUAGACUUGCUCUCACCAGCAAGCGUGACCUUGACACUUCUAUGUCCCCAGUCAUGUCUGCAAAGAGAGCGAGGCCCUCAGACCAGGGCUCGGAGGAUGAUUGGGAUAAUCUUGUCAACUCGGACCACCACCGCUUUGUGUCAGAGAAUUUGGAGGAUGCACUAGAGUUGUCUCCCUGCACAGCCAUCCCAGAUCGAGUGGCCUACUCCAAGCCCUGCUCCAUCAACGACAACAGCCUCCUGUUUGUACACAGCCCUGCUGUCAUGCUGGCUCUGCACCUUGUCUACGAGGAGAUGAAGUUGAAUGUUCUGCUGGCUGAGGAACUACAAGACCUGGCUACGGUUCUGUUCCAAAUUGCAAGUGAUCUGAAGUGCUUGGCGUACACAGACUACUAUUGUCGUGACUUCCCUGGCUUGUACGAUGCUUCUGACGACAUCAGCCAGAUCACAGAGGAUGACCUUCGGAAGAUGCAGUACCCCUCCGUGUUCCCCCGACAGGUGCCCAGCGUCCAGCAAUGGAUCUACUACUACCUGCGCGGCCAGGACUGGACACCUCUGCCCUACAUCCCCACCGUCUGCAACAACAUUAGGAAUGUCGUCACACUAUAUGCUAUACUGCUGAACAAAGAUCUCUUGACAGAGCAGGCCAUGGAGAAAUGUCUCAAGAAAAUUGCCCCAGCAGGUCACCGAGCACCUACGGCGGACCUAUCCAUGUCUCAAAGCUUCCAGACCUACCCUCACAUCGAUGUCUCAGAGCGGCUCAUACUCACUAUGUCUGAGAUGGGCAUAUUGCAAAAAGACCUGGAGUGUCUACCAGUGGGUGUUGCCCUUCCAUUUCGAGAGGCCAUCCUACACUGCAGAUGUAACCCUCCAUCUGAUUGGCCAGAAGCAGCAUACAUCAUGAUUGGUCGACAAGACCUGGCACAGUUGAUGUCUGCCCAGAAUCAGAAGCCUCGCCCCCCUCAGGGCAGCCUUUCCACUCCGUCCUCACCCCAAGGGAAAGGCAGCAAGGAGGAGGAGGAUGGGAUGGAGCACAUGGACGAGGAGCUGCUGAAGCUGCGGUUCAGUGACGACUUGCGGGUCCAGGAAGUCCGGAGACUACUGCAGUCAGCCAGGCCGGCCAGGAUUGCCCUAGUACAGAGGCCAGAAGUUAGUGACCACGACUUCAUUGAAGAGCAAGAGAGACACCUUCUGGCUAUCUGUAUCAGGACAAUGUCACUCCCUACAGGAAGGGGAAUGUUCACCUUGUCAACAUACCAGCCCCUUCCGACAGAGACUCUCCCUAUCCCCAAGCUCUGUCUCACAGGGAGAGCUCCACCAAGGAACACAACAGUUGAUCUCACACACAUCGACACUCCCGCCAACAUGGCUGCCUGGCCUCAGUUCCACAACGGUGUCGCUGCUGGACUCAGGAUAGCCAACGUAUCUCAAGUUGAAUCGACAUGGAUUAUAUACAAUAAGCCCAAGAGUAAUGAGUUGUCAAACGAGUAUGCUGGCUUCCUGAUGGCUCUGGGGCUCAACAACCACCUGGUGAAUCUCAACACCCUCAAUGUGCAUGACUACCUCAGUAAGGGGCAUGAGAUGACGACUAUUGGUUUACUUCUUGGUUUAGCAGCAGCCAAAAAGGGAACAAUGGAUAUGGCCAUCACUCGUCUGCUGAGCAUCCACGUGCCAGCCCUGCUCCCACCUACAUCCACCGAGCUGAACAUUCCACACAACAUCCAGGUGGCAGCCAUACUGGGCGUCGGCCUUGUCUACCAGGGGACGGGGCACCUGCACAUGGCAGAGACACUGUUGUCUGAGAUAGGUCGCCCUCCAGGCCCUGAGAUGGAGAACUGUUCGGAUAGGGAGUCCUAUGCUCUGGCAGCUGGUCUGGCUCUGGGACUACUUAUGUUUGGGAAGGGGAGACAGACGGUGGGUCUGUCCGACCACAGCAUGGCAGACAUCUUGUGUCACUUCAUGGUGGGCGGUCACAAGAGGCCCUUGCCUGGUCCUUACAAGGAUAGAUACAAGUCCCCCAGCUACCUUAUAUGGGAGGGUGACAGUGUGAAUGUCAAUGUGACGGCACCAGGGGCAACUCUGGCGCUGGGGAUGCUGUUCUUCAACACCGGCAACAGUGCUGUAGCUGAGUGGCUGAAAGCACCGGAUACUCAGUUUAUGUUGGACCAUGUCCGCCCGGACUUCCUGUUGCUCAGGACCCUGAGUCGAGGCCUGGUGAUGUGGGACUCCAUUGUGCCCAACCUCAGUUGGGUUGGCAGCCAUAUACCGGAGAUUGUAAAGAAGUAUGCCUUUAAGAAGAAUCAAACAGUGGAAGAAGAGGAUAUUUUCAUUGACUUUGAAACAAUGAGCCAAGCUUACUGUAACAUAGUUGCCGGGGCAUGCAUGGCGCUCAGUCUCAAGUUUGCUGGAUCGGCCAACCAGACUGCUUACAAUACUCUAAUGGACUGUAUGAAGCGUUGUCUCCAGGCGUUGUCUGUCCCCAGCUACUGUGAACAGGCAGGCAAGAGCUCUGUGGAGAAUGGACUGUGUGUCAUACUCACGGGAUUAGCCAUGGUGAUGGCUGGCACAGGGAACCUGGAGGUGAUGAGGAUAUGUCGCAUGUUGAGGAAAAGAGUUGGUCCCCAGUACUCCUACAUGAUGUAUGGCUCUCACAUGUCCAUAGCCAUGUCUACCGGGCUGCUCUUCCUGGGUGGUGGCAGGUACACACUGAGCACAAAGCCCGAGGCUAUAGGAGCACUGCUGUGUGCCUUCUUCCCCAUCUACCCAGCUCACAGUAAUGACAACAGGUAUCACCUUCAAGCAUUCCGCCACCUGUACGUGUUGGCAGCUGAGCCGAGGCUUGUCCUGCCCCGAGAUGUGGACACGGGCCACAUCUGUUAUGUCCCUCUGGAGAUCAAGUUCAAGGACUGUGUCUCGUACAAGAAUGUCAACUACAGGAUCAUGGCUCCCUGCAUCCUUCCAGAGCUGGAUCGUAUUGAGGAGAUCAAGGUACUGGGGCCCAGAUAUUGGCCUGUUACAUUCCGUGUCGACAAAAACUGGAACACUAUCAUGGCUCUGCUCCAGAAGAAUGGUACACUCAGUGUGAAGCAGAGGGCCGGACAUCUGUCUUACAUGGAAGACCCACAGGGUUAUCGCAGUAUGCUUGCUAAAUCUCUCACUUCGGACCAUUCAUGUCACUGUUCAAAUAAGCCAAACAUCAUCAAGUCUUUCACAUCGGACCCACGGAUUAUAGCAUUAGCAGAGUUUUUCCUCAAGUCCAAAGAGGACAUGGACCUGUCCACGGUGCAGGAGCUGUCCACUGUUGUGUAUGAGUGUGUGACCCAGGAGAAGCCUGAAGCCACCUGCCUCCACUUCAUCCUGGAGCAGCUCAUCCACCAGUGUCAGAAGGGGCUCCACACCACCGGGGUGUGGCAGCUCAAGUUGGUGCUGGCUUACUACACCAGCAGGUACCGCAUCAACCACACCGCAGAAGACCAGCCACAACACCUCCUGGAGAUGGAGUUCUUACUGUGCCUGAAGAGACAUCUAGAGGACACACUGGAUAAGUGGCAUAUAGACAAUGUGGAGUUGUUCCUGCGUUACCUGAAGGGGGAGGAGAUGAAGGGGCAGGAGAUCACCUGUCUGUCGGGAUUCCUAGCAUGGUUCGACAUCCCCCACCCAGAAGACAUUGCUCCAGUAUUAGCUAAAGGAGAGUCCAGCCUCCCGGUGUUGUGUAAGCAGCUGCCUGGACUCAGUGUUGUGACAAUCAUGAGGCUCCUAGCCUCCAGACAAUCGGCCUCCACGUGACCGCCACCCUUGGCAGAGUCAUUCCAUCAUAACAGCACUACACAAGCUAAGGCCACCCUCUUAAAUCAAAUGUCAGUCUGCUGAUCUGCUGAUUCACAGCAAGACAAGCGAAGGAACAUUCCUGACCAUAGUCAACUGACCACUGGCCACACAGUGUCCAGACUAUGCAUCGUCAUCUCAAGUACAACACAAGACACGCUGAGACUCAACCUUGGCCAUAGAGUAGUGUUUACAUUUUCGUAAUCAUUUCAGAACAAUACUCAUCGAGGGCACCGUUCUCCAGUCAGGGGCCCUCUAGUACUGUAGUGUUAUGUCCUCUGAUCAACUAAUGGACAGCAGAGGUGGAAUUUAGGGACACUCUCCUUGUGAUCCUUGACCAGUCACUACAUUAUCUUUGUUGACACUACAGAGUUCAUGUUAAAGGGACACUCUCCUUGUGAUCCUUGACCAGUCACUACAUUAUCUUUGUUGACACUACAGAGUUCAUGUUAAAGGGACACUCUCCUUGUGAUCCUUGACCAGUCACUACAUUAUCUUUGUUGACACUACAGAGUUCAUGUUAAAGGGACACUCUCCUUCACAAAAACGACCGAUAGCCACUGCAUAGUGUCCAGUCGAUCCAGUCGAUCCAGUGACGUCUGAAACACAACACAUUACAUGUUAAAGGGACGCUCUCCUUCAAUAAUUGUUGGUCUUCAUAGUGUCCAGUCAAUCCAUUGACGACUGAAACACAACACAUUACAUGUUAAAGGGACGCUCUCCUUCAAUAAUUGUUGGACAUCAUAUAGUGUCCAGUCAAUCCUUUGAAAUCUGAAACACAACACAUUACAUGUUAAAGGGACACUCUCCUUCAAUAAUUGUUGGUCUUCAUAGUGUCCAGUCAAUCCAUUGACGACUGAAACACAACACAUUACAUGUUAAAGGGACGCUCUCCUUCAAUAAUUGUUGGACAUCAUAUAGUGUCCAGUCAAUCCUUUGAAAUCUGAAACACAACACAUUACAUGUUAAAGGGACACUCUCCUUCAAUAAUUGUUGGCCAUCACAUAGUGUCCAGUCAAUCCACAUAUUUGAGGGACACUCUCCUUCAGUCAAAUCACUAUAGUGGCCAUAUGGCAUGGUCCAGUCAUUCUAUUGUCAUGUUAACACAACACAGUACAGUUUGAGGGUCACUCUCUUUCAGCAUGUUCAGUCACGUGUUGUCAAAUCAUCUCUUAUUCUGCUAGAUUCUUGUUAUGAAACCUCUGGUAUAGUUAAUGACCUGCUGCCACAAUAUAGUUCAAUCCUUCUGUGUCAACCACAGUCAACCAUUGUGAUGUGCUACCCUUCCUAGUGUUACAAGUCCACAUUGUCUUCUGUGUUUGUAUCAGUGUUAUGACAUCACACAUCAAAAAAUAACAUGUGGGACAUAUAGCCACACUGGAGACUGGAGACGUUCUUUUUCUUAACAGACAAAGCUGGUGAACAUGUUUCCAUUGUCAUACUCAUUUAAUGACUGGACCAUUGAAAUGUGUUUGGGACUGUUUUGGGUGAUAUGCAUGGUAAGCUGAGGGAGCAGACAGUCUUCUCAAUAUUGUGUUGCCAUAGAAACAAGUGUUGAGGUCUAUGCUGAGCUGAGGGAGAAGACAGUCUUCUCAAUAUUGUGUUGCCAUAGAAACAAGUGUUGAGGUCUAUGCUGAGCUGAGGGAGAAGACAGUCUUCUCAAUAUUGUGUUGUCAUGGAGAGAAGCUGAGCUGAGGGAAAAGACAGUCUUCUCAAUAUUGUGUUGUCAUGGAGACAAGCUGAGCUGAGGGAGAAGACAGUCUUCUCAAUAUUGUGUUGCCAUAGAAACAAGUGUUGGGGUCUAUGCUGAGCAGAGGGAGAAGACAGUCUUCUCAAUAUUGUGUUGUCAUGGAGACAAGCUGAGCUGAGGGAGAAGACAGUCUUCUCAAUAUUGUGUUGCCAUAGAAACAAGUGUUGCGGUCUAUGCUGAGCAGAGGGAGAAGACAGUCUUGUCACUAUUGUGUUGCCAUGGAAAGGAAACAAGUGUUGAGGCCUAGGUUGAGUCAACAUUUGUCUUUGCUAGAUGGAAGCCUGUCAGUUUCUGAAUAUUAAGAUAUGAUGUCAGGGAUUAGCAGGCAAGAACCAAACCAGAACUGACAUUGGAUGCAUGGCACUUGAAAGCAGGUAUGCCCAUGGCAGAAUGUCUGAAUGUACAAUACCUAGUCCAGCUUCAAUGCUUUUUUUCACAAUAGUAUCUGUCCAUGUUAGUGAGAUUAACAUGUGAACCAAAUGUUUGCAUUAGCUAGAGAACCAUUAUGAAUCUCUAAUUUUCCAUUCUUCCUUCAUGCUAAGACACUGGGAAGGCUCUGUCAUAUAAGUUUGUUCUGUCAGCCUGUCCCAUAUGCAAUAUUAUGAGCAUCAUCAUGACUGUCUCACCACAACCCAUUGCCACACCUACACCCUUAGUCUAUCUACUUUCAUGCCUCACCCCUCACCCAUGCCCAUUAUGAUGCCACAUCCUACUUUUGUGCCCCACCCCUCACCCAUGCCCAGGGGCGGUCGGGUAGCCUAGUGGUAGCUCGUCAAGCCAAAGACCCGGGUUCGAUUCCCGACAUGGGUAAAAUGUGUGAAGCCCAUUUCUGGUGUCCCCUGCCGUGAUAUUGCCGGAAUAUUGCUAAAAGCGGCGUAAAACCAUACUCACUCACUCACUCACCCAUGCCCAUUAUGAUGCCACACCCUACUUUUGUGCCCCACCCCUCAUCCACACCCACACUCCACUUGCCUUCCAGAUCCCUCAUCCAUGCCCACAUAUAUUUAUAUGACUUGACUUUAGCCACACCACGCCCAUAUCUGUAACACAAGCCUGUAAACCAAGGUGGUAGGGGAUUAAGCUUAUAUACUCACCACCAAAAGAAACUCAAACCAUAGAAGGAUAUUGAGAAGAACAUGUAUGUACGUUAGGAAGAGAUGUCUCCAAUGUGUACCACUUAUUGACAAAACUAACAGUCAAGUGUUACCACAGCGCGUCUUUAUUCUUUUCACAAUAUGCUGCACAUGAUUUCCAAACUUUACACGCUAAUCCUACAAGAGACAAUAUGUGUGUCUCGAGUCUUGAAUCUAUGAUGUCAAAUGUGAUGCAUUCAUGAGCAUCGGUUCACAGUAUGUUUGUUUGUGCAUCAAACCAACCUAAUAUCUCUUGAAUAUGUCUUCAUAUGUCAACCAACAUGUAUGGUA